UUGAUUGGUCUGCUGCGGGAAAUGAGUAGCGAUGGACCCUUGUUUCUUCAGCCACGGGACGCCGAGAGGAGGUGAAGGUGGCGGCAGCUCUGAGCCACUCCCUGAGCCACUGCCAGUUUUUCUUCGACUCUCGCUGGGUGAUGGUUGGCGGCGGGGAGUGGCGACAGUUCCUUCUUGGCACUGCAUCGGCGCAAUAUGACAGUCUCUGCAGUGUUUUAGAGAUGGAAAGCUGAACCUGAGCAGCUGAGACCAGGAAACAUCACACGGGAAUCACCGUGAUGCCUUCAAUCAGUCUUAUAAACUUCCCCAUCAUUCUACAGUGGAUAUAACAAGUGUUCGAUUUGUUGUUACAGUGUCCUUAAGUAACUCUUGCCUUUCUAAAGUGACUGCGAUAUUUCUUACGUGUAAUCUGCCCAUACGCGACUGUCUGUGUGUUGCAAGGGAUCAAAGAUGACAGCAGGGACUCCAACCCCCUCUUGAAACACUUGCAACAAGAGCACCAUUAACGCAUCGAUCUAACUUUCAGGUAACGCCAUGUCGCUUGAUUCUCUUAAUUUGCUUCGGGAUGGGUUGGUAGGGGCCGCCACCGCCGCUGUCCUGCCCCUCCUCAGACUCAUCCUGGUGGUGGUGUUCCCCUAUGAAACCAAUUACCAGUAUGAGCUCAACGGUGACCUUCUUUCCCAGUACGAUUUUGUUAUUGUUGGAGGAGGCGGCGCUGGAUGCGUGGUGGCGUCGCGUCUCACGGAGGUGGCGGAGUGGCGUGUUCUCUUGCUGGAGGUUGGAGGAGUCCCGCCCCUGGAGACCAAAGUACCAGGGUUCCUUCCGAUUUCUUUCGUACCGGGCUACAACGAGGACUGGGGCUACAGGACUACACCACAGAAGUACAGCUCGCAAAACUUCGCUAAUAAAGCAGCGAGGCAGCACCAGGGUCGGGUACUGGGGGGCGGCUCCACUGUGAACGCUAUGUACCACGUCCGGGGCAACAGGCGGGAUUAUGACUACUGGGCCGCCCUAGGGAACCCCGGCUGGGACUAUAACUCCGUGCUGCCUUAUUUUAUCAAGUCCGAGGAUUAUCGAGGGGGACUUCGGGGAGACGGCUGCCUACCACGGGCGGGGAGGUCCCAUCGGCGUCACCCCCGCGCCCCUCACACCCCUCACGAAGGCGUACAUUCAGGGGGGCAUGGAGUUGGGUUACAGUUACGUGGAUUACAACGGUCCUGAGCAGAUUGGCUUCUCCCAGGCCACCUUCAACAUCCGGGACGGCGUGAGGUCCUCGGUGGUGGAGGAGUACCUUAAGCCCGCCUCCUCCCGCCCCAACCUGCACAUCCUUCACGGCGCCAACGUCCUGCAGAUUGUCUUCGAGGAUAAGAGAGCCACAGGGGUCAAAUUCCUGUACAAGGGCAAGGUGAUCGAGGUCGGGGCGCGUCGGGAGGUGAUUCUGUCAGCAGGUUCAAUCGCCUCCCCGAAGCUCCUUAUGUUAUCUGGCGUGGGGCCUCGAUACCACCUCCAGCACCACCAGAUCCCCGUGGUGUUGGACCUGCCUGGCGUGGGGCAAAACGUGCAUGACCAUGUGGAGGUGUUGGGCCUCAGCUGGACCACCGAUGAACGCGUCUCCUUCAGCAGCCUCUUUGACACCUUCGGCCCCUCCUCCAUCCUGCAGUACAAGCUCUCCAGGAAGGGACUUCUCGGCACGGCGCCUCUGAACUUCCUCAACGCGUGGGUCAAGGUCAGGCCGGAGGGUGACCCAAUGUGGCCUGAUAUACAAGUGUUCUUCAACUCAGCCACCUUCGCCUAUGACAAGGGCACGCUGAACCCUGCCUUGUGGGGCCUGGAUAUGAGGAAAUAUUACGAAUACGCGGCUGAGAUUUACGGGCGGGAAGGGUUUACGAUCCGACCAAUAAUCCUACGCCCCAAGAGCCGAGGCACCAUCACGUUACGCUCCAAGAAUCCCGAUGAUUACCCCUUUAUCGACCCUCAGCUUCUCUCGCAUCCUGAAGACGUGAAGACAUUGGUUGAAGGUGUGAAGUUCGCUCUCCGACUUGGCAACACUUCAGUCUUCGCUAACACUUUCAAGGCCAAAUUUUUCGACAAGCCGCUGCCAGACUGCGCGGGAGAGUGGUAUGGGAGUGACGCUUACUGGGAAUGUUUUGUUCGCCACAUGACCACCACAUUCUACCACAUCACCGGGAGUUGCAAGAUGGCGCCGCCCUCAGAUCCCUUCGGCGUGGUGGAUCACAAGCUAAGGGUGCGUGGCGUGGCGGGCCUGCGUGUGAUAGACUUCUCCGUGCUGCCUGCCGUCGUCUCCGGCAACUCCCACGCCCCCACCGUCAUGAUCGCCGAGAAGGGCAGCGACCUCAUCAAGGAGGACUGGAGCAGGUGACCCUCGCCUCGCCUUCACUUGGCCGCCAAAGACUCCCGUGCCCCGUGAAGUGAGGCGUGUGCAGGACUCCCCUUCAGUUUGAGGGACGUAGUUUUAUCCUUCGCUUGCUUAUUUAUUUAUACGAAGUUUCCGUGGCUGUGAGGACCGAGGAGGACUGAGGGCCUGGUCAUUUCAAGAGACGGUGCCGCAGCAUCGGCAGGGCAAUGACCUUUGACCGAAUAAAAGAAGCACAUUU
Molecule: messenger RNA, 2615 nt
Organism: Scylla paramamosain (green mud crab)
Lineage: Eukaryota; Metazoa; Arthropoda; Malacostraca; Decapoda; Portunidae
Product: glucose dehydrogenase [FAD, quinone]-like
Exons: 14
Coding region: 1181-2380 (399 amino acids)
Molecular function (GO): oxidoreductase activity, acting on CH-OH group of donors; flavin adenine dinucleotide binding
Source: RefSeq, a predicted model, not a curated record